Messenger RNA from Dalotia coriaria, 976 nucleotides. It is a transcript of the gene Prosalpha7, whose product is annotated as proteasome alpha7 subunit. Lineage: Eukaryota; Metazoa; Arthropoda; Insecta; Coleoptera; Staphylinidae. The transcript has 5 exons. Gene Ontology annotation, cellular component: synapse; nucleus; proteasome core complex, alpha-subunit complex. Gene Ontology annotation, biological process: proteasomal protein catabolic process; ubiquitin-dependent protein catabolic process. The record is from RefSeq and is a predicted model, not a curated record. Bases 142 to 909 code for a protein of 255 amino acids.
AAGUGUGAACUCGUCUUUACAUGAUUCGACCAUUUGUGAGCAAGUCAUUCUGCCAGUAAGCGGCAUUUAACCUCAAAACAAAUUACGAACUGCAAAUCAUUCAUAAAGUUCGUAACUCUAAGGUGAGGAGACCAGUAAAAUAUGAGUUCAAUCGGCACAGGAUACGACUUGUCCGCGUCGCAAUUUUCGCCGGAUGGCCGUGUCUUCCAAGUGGAGUAUGCGGUUAAAGCGGUCGAAAACAGUGGCACCGCUAUCGGUCUCCGAGGGAAAGAUGGUGUUGUCUUUGCCGUUGAGAAGUUAGUUACUUCAAAGCUGUAUGAACCCGGCGCAAACAAACGCAUCUUCAAUAUUGACAAACAUGUUGGAAUGGCAGUGUCUGGACUAAUUGCUGAUGCAAGGCAAUUGGCUGAAAUUGCCAGGAAGGAGGCAGCCAACUACAGGUCUCAGUAUGGUGUACAGAUACCAUUAAAAUACCUAAAUGACCGCGUCAGUAUGUACAUGCAUGCAUACACUUUGUACAGUGCUGUUAGGCCUUAUGGAUCAAGUGUUAUUAUUGGAAGUUAUAAUGAAGCAGAUGGGCCAAGCAUGCACAUGAUUGAUCCAUCUGGAGUGUCUUAUGGUUACCAUGGAUGUGCCACUGGUAAAGCAAAACAGGCUGCCAAAACCGAAAUUGAAAAGCUGAAGCUUGCGAAUAUGACAACAAAAGAGUUGGUAAAGGAAGCAGCACGAAUCAUUUACCUCGUUCAUGAUGAACUGAAGGACAAGAACUUUGAAAUGGAAUUGUCUUGGGUGUCUGCUGAUACAAAUGGCCGACAUGAAAGGGUACCCCUUGAUAUUUUCCACGAAGCUGAGAAAAGCGCAAAGCAAGCAGUUGAAGCAGAUUCUGAUUCAGACACUGAAGACAUGUAACUUAAAUGUGUAUCUUUUUUACUAUUACUAUCUUAAAUAUUACUCACAAUAAAUAAAUUUAAAAUUG